Cladophialophora immunda is the source of this 408-nucleotide messenger RNA. RefSeq lists its product as uncharacterized. The coding region runs from base 1 to 408 and encodes 135 amino acids. Lineage: Eukaryota; Fungi; Ascomycota; Eurotiomycetes; Chaetothyriales; Herpotrichiellaceae. The transcript has a single exon. The record is from RefSeq and is a predicted model, not a curated record.
AUGUCGACCACCCGCGAGACCUUGACGAUCCUCCUCCUCGCCCGCAAAGGUAGCGUCCUCGAUGAGACUCGAUCUCAGCUCCUUCAAGGAAGUGCCAACGAGGAAACCUCCCCGUCCCCGUCCCCCUCCUCCCGCCCUGAUCUACGCGUCUACGCCGGAACCACCGUCGAUGAUUUGCGAAGCGCCUUCGACCAGGCCUCUAGAGAGGCCCGCACAAUUCAGCAUGUCUUCGUCGGCGCGGGCUUGGAGCUUGAGCACCGGUUGGAGAUUGUCAAGGAAAUCAUCACCCUCAGCGGGGAUACCUCUGUACAUUUGAAGGAGGCUACUUCUGGGCCCGGGGGUUUCCUUCCCUUCAUUCAGGCUGUGUUAGGUGGCCAGCCCGGGAGAACUUCAGGCCAUUCGCUGUGA